AUGAGUGAUAAUCAGUCGCUUAGAGUAUCACAGGCAUUGGAUAACCUUGCCAAAACUAUCUUAGAACAGAGGGAUUCGUCAUCUUAUAAUGAAAAACUUCGUAGAUUAGAAGCAUUAAUCAAUAUGAUUUUGCAAACUGAUUCCAAUGGUUCCAAAAUGGAUACAACAAAACUAGAUUCGAUUUUAAGAGAAGAUGAUAUUGAGAUAAUUGAAAAAAAUCAUCAAAGAUACGCAUUAAUUCCAGUAAUACCCCUUCGAUCAACAACAGUUAGUAAAAAUAAGAAAAAGAACAAAAUACGUUGUUCGUACUGUAAUGAAAUGGGACAUACUAGAGCUAACUGCGAAAAAAAAUUACAACCACAACAAUGA
Molecule: messenger RNA, 369 nt
Organism: Zygosaccharomyces rouxii
Lineage: Eukaryota; Fungi; Ascomycota; Saccharomycetes; Saccharomycetales; Saccharomycetaceae
Exons: 1
Coding region: 1-369 (122 amino acids)
Molecular function (GO): zinc ion binding; nucleic acid binding
Source: RefSeq, a predicted model, not a curated record